AUGCACAGGGCUCGCGCUCUGGACGUCCCUAUUGUCAGGAUCCCGUUCGGCGUCAACAGCUACACCUGGGCCAUUCUACAACCGUUCGUAUGGAACCUUCUCAACUUCCUGCCCGUGCCGUGGAGCUCAUACCCCGACUUUCCGCCCUACCGCAACUCUGGGGCCGGCCUGGUGCUCGUGUCACCAGAAGAAAUCAGCCUGCACAUUGCCGAUCCGGACAUGAUUGGCGAGAUUUUUGCAAGAUGGCGUGACUUUGUGCGUCCAGUGCAAAAAUACCGCAUGCUGGCUAUCUACGGGCCAUCUAUCUUUACCGUAGGGUUGGAUGACUGGCCCCGCCAUCGCAAGGCCGUCGUGGGCCCGUUCAACGACGACUUGAUGUCUUUGGUGUGGAGGGAGACGUUGUGUCACACGCGAUCGAUGCUUCACGCUUGGACCACUCAAUUUCGUGGCGAUAUCCCGAGUUUUGAAAAUGACUUGCGAGCACUCACAUUCAAUGUGCUCGGUGCGACAGCCUUCCAUGAGCGUCCCCAGUCACAGGCCGAUACCAGACCGAAGGACUCGGAGAAAAUCGCGGAGGACUACCAGGAUACCUUGCGAACUGUUCUCGACAAUUCUAUCUUGUUGAUGUUAAUUCCCUAUCACCGUCUCAGAGGGACUAUUACUCCCAGACAUCUUGCUAGAGUUGGACUCGCAGCCGAGUCAUUUAGGUCUAUCCUGCUAAAGGUUCUCCGAGAGGAGACAGCUGCUCUUGGCAGUGAUGGCUCCAAGCAAAAUGGCUUAUUGAAACCCCUCGUCCGUGCCCUGAAGCCAGAUACUCGCGAGCAAGCCAAAAAUAGUGCAGCCCCGGUAUCUGCCAAGGCCAAGAAGACUGGCCUUUCUGUUGACGAGAUCCUUGGAAACAACUUUGUCAUUAAUUUUGCAGGCCAUGAUACCGUGCGUCUUACGCUAAAUUUUACCCUUGCUCUCCUAACAGUACAUCCAGACGUACAAGAAUGGAUCUACCAGGAAAUCAAGAUGUUCUCCGGGGGACACCCGAAUGAUGAGUGGCACUACGACAUGUUCCCCAAGCUCAAACGCUGCCAGGCUGUGCUACUUGAGACGCUCCGCAUCUUCCCCCCAAAUACUGGCAUACCUAAAACUGCGUCCCACACGGCGCCGAGUCUCCGGCUCGGGGAUCAACUUCUCGUCACCCCCCCCGGGGACCGAGGUCUUCCCGUUGCUGAUCGGUGUCCAGACGGACGCCAGGUACUGGGACGACCCAUAUAUCUGGCGACCAUCUCGCUGGAUUUUGCAUGA
Molecule: messenger RNA, 1296 nt
Organism: Metarhizium brunneum ARSEF 3297
Lineage: Eukaryota; Fungi; Ascomycota; Sordariomycetes; Hypocreales; Clavicipitaceae
Source: RefSeq, a predicted model, not a curated record